Messenger RNA from Chenopodium quinoa (quinoa), 1833 nucleotides. RefSeq lists its product as uncharacterized. Lineage: Eukaryota; Viridiplantae; Streptophyta; Magnoliopsida; Caryophyllales; Amaranthaceae. Bases 701 to 1234 code for a protein of 177 amino acids. The transcript is spliced from 5 exons. The record is from RefSeq and is a predicted model, not a curated record.
UAUAAUCACAAUAGUUAACGAGUGAUUCAACUAUAACCUCUAAUCUAACACACACAAACCAAACAAUUCGAUUGUCACCGAGUUUUUUUUUUUUUUUUUUUUAGGUUUUUCUAAGCUAUACCCCUAAGGUAUUCGAGUUUCUAAGGUGUACUCACGCUUUUUCAAGUUUCUAAGUUGUACCCCUCAACUCACUACCAUUAAUUAAUGGUACCCUCCUUGGGAUUUCCACGUCACCUAAAGUUAACUAUAAAUUUAAUAGAAAGAUGAUAAAAGGUAAGGAAAUGGUAGGAGAAAGAAAUCUUAGCCACCGGAACCCUAAUAAUGAAAACUGAAGGCAUGAAAUCACACUCUCAAAUAACUUUUAAACAACUAAUAAGGGUACAUUUUAGUAUUGAUAAAGAGUUGAAGGACACAGCCUAAAAACUUGAAAAAACAUGGGUACAUCUUAGAAACUCGAAUACUUUAGGGGUAUAGCUUAGAAAAACUUUUUUUUUUUGAACGCUUGGCCCAAAAUAAAAACCUUCUUCUAACACGUAAAAACCUAGGCUCUCAGUCCAUAUUCACAAAUUACAGAGUUUCUCACAACAUUCUAUCAUCUCAUCAAAAUCAGCAACUUUAUCCUCUCAAAAAUUUGUAAUCCAAAUUUUGCAACACCAAAAUCCCAACCCUUUUCUGAAUUUCAAAAAGAAAUUCUAAAGUAAUGUCACAAUCCAUAAUUGGGGCAAGCAGUAUAACAUUCCUGAGUGCAGUGUCAUGCAACGCAAAGGGAGGAACAAGCUCCAAUGGCAAUGGCAAUAACAAGGGCAAAACAGUAAAAGUGUUGGAGAGAGAAAAUAAGAAACAAAAAAAUGGUGGGUUUGGAGAUAAGAAGAAGAAGGAGCCUUUGUGGCAGUGUGUUAAACAAUGUGGGGCCUGCUGUAAGCUUUCUAAGGGUCCCAGUUUUGUCACCCCUGAAGAAAUUUUUGAGAACCCUUCUGAUAUUGAGCUUUACAAAAGCUUGGUAGGUACAGAUGGAUGGUGCAUCCACUUUGAUAAGAGCACGAGGUCAUGCUCAAUUUAUGACGACCGGCCAUAUUUCUGCCGUGUGGAGCCAGAAGUCUUCCAGAAUCUGUAUGGAAUUACCGAGAGGAAAUUCAACAAGGAAGCUUGCAGUUUUUGUAAGGGCACAAUCAAAUCAAUUUAUGGUGCAGAUUCGGAAGAGUUGGAUAGGUUCAACAAGGCUAUAAGAAGCUGAAAGUUCUAGUGCCAAAAGCCUGAAAUGAUGUUGCCAUACUAUGUGAUCACGAGAAUACAAGUAUUUAUAUAGUUUUGAAAGAUUUGCAAGAAUGGAGGCAAUAAUCUGCAUUUCACUCUAUGGUACGGAAGAUGAGUAAAGUUAAGGUUGAUUAUUUGAGAGUGCAGGCUGCUCUCUGAUGAUAUAAUUAAUGCUGCUUUCUGGCCAGUGAUGUGACUGAGCAGCAUAUCGAUUAAUUAUCUAAUGAACCGUGUAUAUAAUUUCCUACAAUCAUAGACGCUGCUUGUGAAAAGCUGAAGAAUCACAGUGGGAUAGACAGCAUGCUUAAGGAUCAAUACGUGCUUUAGCAUAUAGUAAUAGGGAGCAGAUUAUUCUUCCGAUGCAAUAUAUAUGAGUAUCGAUUUUGUUUGGGUCAAAAUGGCAAGCUGAUGAUCAAUCUUAUUCAGUUAUGUCUUCAGUGUGUGACUGUAACAGAUGCUGCUAGACUGUAAUAUUUUUGCCUUUAUUUUAGGAAUAUUACAGUCUUGCAAAGACAUCAAUGGAAGCUAAAUUUUCAAUUUUCUAAGCAUUGGUGAUUCUGAUUUUGACCUGAACCUUUU